Messenger RNA from Hibiscus syriacus, 692 nucleotides. Its product is annotated as MADS-box transcription factor 23-like. Gene Ontology annotation, biological process: positive regulation of transcription by RNA polymerase II. The transcript has 7 exons. The record is from RefSeq and is a predicted model, not a curated record. NCBI's taxonomy places the organism in Eukaryota, Viridiplantae, Streptophyta, Magnoliopsida, Malvales, Malvaceae. Bases 2 to 610 code for a protein of 202 amino acids. Gene Ontology annotation, cellular component: nucleus. Gene Ontology annotation, molecular function: DNA-binding transcription factor activity, RNA polymerase II-specific; RNA polymerase II cis-regulatory region sequence-specific DNA binding; protein dimerization activity.
GAUGGGGAGAGGGAAGAUUGUGAUCCGAAGGAUCGAUGAUUCGACGAGCAGGCAAGUCACUUUUUCAAAGAGAAGAAAGGGUUUGAUUAAGAAGGCCAAGGAGCUCUCCAUACUGUGUGAUGCUCAAGUUGGCCUUCUCAUCUUCUCCAGCACUGGAAAGCUCUAUGAAUUUGCAAGUUCCAGCAUGAAAUCAGUUAUUGAAAGAUACAACAGCUUGAAAGAGGAACACCAACAGUUGUUGAAUCCAUCAUCAGAAGUUAAGUUUUGGCAAAGAGAGGCUGCAAUCUUGAGACAACAAGUGCUGAAUUUGCAAGAAAAUCAUCGGCAGCUCAGGGGUGAACAGCUUUAUGGUCUGAGAGUUGAAGAUCUGCAGAAUCUAGAGAACAAACUGGAGAUGAGUUUGAAGGGUGUUCGCAUGAAGAAGGAACAGAUAUUAACUGAUGAAAUACAAGAGCUAAGCCGAAGGGGGAACCUCAUUCAUCAGGAGAAUGUGGAGCUCUACAAGAAGGUUUAUGCAAAUGGCCUGAAUUCAUAUGGUUUCGGGUGUGGAGAGGGUUCAAAUGUCCCGGUCCAUCUUCAACUGAGUCCACCCGAGAGAGAUAAUGAUUAAAGGUCACUUCAUCUCCAAGCAAACUCCAAGUCUGCAAGAAAAUUAUUCCAGGAGAGAUGAAUCUGACAUUGUUCGUGGCGUU